UCUUGUUCAGCAAAGGUCGGACCUUUUCGCCAAAAUAUGGUACGACACUAUUAUAUUUACAUCGUCAAAUUCGUGAUUUAUCAUUAUAAAUCCUACCUAGGCAUUGAAAAAAAUACACGAGGUACCCCUCAUGUAUCAUGUGAAAUUACAAGCGAUUUAGUUACGCAUGCAAGAGCCUCAAAUACUAGCUUACAUUUUGCAGGUCUCUCUGAGAUGGGUGUAUGAACAAGGCGUGAGUUUGGUACCAAAGAGCUUUAACAAGGAGAGAAUGAGGCAAAACCUUCAGAUAUUUGAUUGGUCACUGACACAGGAAGAAUCACACAAGAUUAACCAGCUUCCUCAACGCAAAGGCAUCACUUUGGCACAUGCUUUGGGACCCCUCGACUGGGUGCUGGAGCUGGAUGCAGAUCUCUGAAAAAAUCAUAAGAAAAUUCCACUUAUUUCUAAAUUCUCAGAAUAAAAAAAGUUGGACAGCCAGCGACACGUUACACAUUCAUGGAGAGUCAUUUUAUCCGAAUGUAUGGAGGUUUUUACCCAUAUCAAGUGUUUUUGAAAAAAAAGUCCCAAUUAAGGGUAGGUUUGAAAAUAAUUUUCAAACCAAAGAUAGUUUUAAAAACGUCAUUUGGUCUGACGUUUUUAAGCCAA
Ilex paraguariensis (yerba mate) is the source of this 645-nucleotide messenger RNA. NCBI's taxonomy places the organism in Eukaryota, Viridiplantae, Streptophyta, Magnoliopsida, Aquifoliales, Aquifoliaceae. The record is from the annotation of a GenBank genome assembly.